Clarias gariepinus (North African catfish) is the source of this 746-nucleotide messenger RNA. RefSeq lists its product as uncharacterized. Bases 1 to 732 code for a protein of 243 amino acids. NCBI's taxonomy places the organism in Eukaryota, Metazoa, Chordata, Actinopteri, Siluriformes, Clariidae. Gene Ontology annotation, molecular function: DNA binding. The transcript is spliced from 2 exons. The record is from RefSeq and is a predicted model, not a curated record.
AUGGAGUCAGGAGAGAAGACACUGCUUGGCCCCUUGAAUGGAACAUUUACAUUUAAAAAACAUGCAGACGGUGCUGUCGAUAAGAGCGUCGUUCUCUGCAGUUUCUGCCAUAAGGAAUUUUCCUACCAUCGGAGUACCUCAAGCCUGAAAUAUCACCUCAACGCAAAGCAUGCAAAGUAUGUAGCAGUGACCCCGGGGGUCCGAGCUAGCACAGCCCCUGACGCUGGAGCUAGCAGUCAGCCUCAACAAGCCACACUCGACCCGGCGUUCAGCUGCAGGCUGACUCGGCAGAUCGACACCGUGUCGGCACCCAAACCAGAGCCGGUGUGGGAUGAGAUGGAGAAGGUAGAGGCAAUGGGCGGGGCAGAGAUAGAGGUGGAGGUGGAGGACUCUGUUCAGGCCACACAGUGGCGGCGUGACGACCAGCCCGGGCCAGGCGAUCGGGCGAUGCUGGAGGCGCAGCAGCGAGGCUUCGACAUGCUGCAGCGGGAACUCGGAGCCCUGCGGCGCACCAUGAACACACGUCUGCGCAGGAUGGAGAGCAGGGUUUACCCUCUGCUGGUGUCUGUGGAGGACAGUCUGCGCAGACUCGCUAACGCAGCCGAGCGCUGGGCUCCUUCUCCAGGAGACACGGGGUCUGCGACUGCAUCUGCACAACCCACGGACCCGCCGCGCUGCUUACGCAUGCGCACCAGAGGGAGGAGAGGAAGGUCCAUAAAUAUCUGGCUGUGAUGUUUUUAUUAUUA